GGGGUGUAACCUUUCAGCCCAAAGCCGAGGAAUAAACUCAUAUUUCCGGAAUAGAAACCUGCUUCAUUUCGUCUGUAUGAAUUAGAGACAGCAGAUUUUCCUCAGUCAGAAGUAAUCUUUGUGAACAUUUUUUUGGUCCAUUUUUACACUUGAUCAGAGAAAGGUCAAGAAGCAAGAUAACUUUGACUAUGUCUAACGAAGAAACACCAGAUGGCCAAAUUGGAGAAGCACUCUUAAUGAUGGUGGUUAAGGAUCAGGCGGCGGGCAUUAUUCAAGGAGGAACCCUCUCUCUUCCAUGCCUCCCAAAGGUUCAACCUUUACCCGAUGUGCAGAGCCAGAAGCUGGUGGAUCAGCUGGCUCAGUCAGUGAAAAUGAUCGGUGACCACUUAAAUCAGGAACAAACCUUUAAUGACCAGAUCGAUGGUUUAGCACGUCUGGGUGAUAAGACGAUUUUUCCCAAGCUUGUGGAGGGCGUCUUCAACGAUGGUCAGAUCAACUGGGGAAGAAUCAUUGUGCUGUUCUGCACAGUCGGAAAGCUGUCUGUUAAGAUGGUUCUGGCUAACUUGCCCGGAGUAUUUUCCGAAAUCCUGGAUUCAUGUUUGGAUUUCUUCAGGAUGAAGCUCUUGGUAUGGAUUCGCAACAUGGGCGGAUGGAUUAACAGCAUCUCAGCGCUGACCCAGUUCUCCAUCGAGCACGUCUCUGUUUCCUCCUUCUGCACCAUCAUGUCUGCUGAACACAUUGUGGCCUUCGUCUGUGGGCUUCUGCUGGGUAGCGCCAUCUUCUGGAAACUCAGCAGAAACUGCUGAGAGAGAUGGAGAAAGAGAACAAGAUACACUGUGACGAAUGUGUUUAUAAAAAUGUGACACUUCCAGAACUUUCUACAGUUUAGUACUCGAUAUGUAAAUAUUAAUUCUGUUCAAAGUUUUAUUCUUUAGUUUAAAAUGUUUGUCAUCUACAACAAAGCACAUGGUGUGCACAUUCAGGGAGCAGGUGGGUAAUUUUUGGCACCCUCUGCUGCCUGAAAGACAAAUUGCAAUGAAACUACACUGAAAAGUUUGACAGACUUUUCCGGAACAGACAGGUUCCCAGUCCUACUCCUGGAGUAUUCCGGGUCAUGCACAUUUUAGUGUUUACCUGCUUCCCACCUGAUUAAAGUGGUCACCUCAUUA
This is a messenger RNA of Neoarius graeffei (lesser salmon catfish), 1169 nucleotides long. Its product is annotated as apoptosis regulator BAX-like. NCBI's taxonomy places the organism in Eukaryota, Metazoa, Chordata, Actinopteri, Siluriformes, Ariidae. Gene Ontology annotation, molecular function: channel activity; protein heterodimerization activity; protein homodimerization activity. Gene Ontology annotation, biological process: release of cytochrome c from mitochondria; intrinsic apoptotic signaling pathway in response to DNA damage; extrinsic apoptotic signaling pathway in absence of ligand. The coding region runs from base 189 to 806 and encodes 205 amino acids. Gene Ontology annotation, cellular component: mitochondrial outer membrane. The transcript has 6 exons. The record is from RefSeq and is a predicted model, not a curated record.